AUGGACCCCUUUCGACCGCAGUUUGACACUCGCUCCCCCUCUCAUGACACACUUCGCAGCGGGGCGCAUUCGCCGCGCAUCGAACACUACGAUGGUGAAGUUCCGCCUGCCCUCUCUCCGUUAGAUGCUUUCGCCGCCCAAGGUCGGCUUUUGGCUAGACAGCUAGAGGAGUCCGCCCGUAGAGAGCGGCGCAUGAGCAGACUCCCUCCGUCUACAGUUGCUCGCUCUCUCUCCCAGCCUCGACCGGGUUAUUUCCGUGCACCUUCCUCCGGAGAUUCCUCGCAGGGAGGACGAGGUCUGUCCCGACAACCGACGCAAAAAGCCAACCCUGAGGUGGAAGAACCCAAAUUUCGCCCGCAAUCCGAACACCCCCGCCUCAGCUCCGUAUCACAUCUCGCCAGCGAGGACGGCCGUUCUAGUUAUUAUAACGCGACCCCCAAGAACGAACCGGUAAUACCUGAGGCGCCAUGUUCGGAGCCUCUUGUCGAGGAACCAUCCGCCCGAGCUGCUCCCGAACCGCCUCGUCGAUUUUAUGCGGCUGCUCCCCCCGGGGUUUCUUUGACUGGACCGCCCCGAACUUCAUCGAGCGACUCCGCCUCUCGACUGAACGUUCCUCGGAGCCUGGCUCCGCCCGCAUCGCCUCUUUCGCGACCGUCCAGCAGCUCUCGAGUUCCGCAGCAGGAGAGUUCUGACGAUGACUACAGUAGUUCUAAUGGGGGCUCGAUGUUUUCCAAACCACGCAAGAUGUCAUCGUGCAGCGCUGCGUCUAUGCCCCAUUCGCCCAUGUCUCCUAUGGUCCGUUCUCAUCCUCGCUCGCCAUCCCUGAGCUCGGAGACCUCGAACAACGGGACUCACCUGCCGCGUCCCUCGUACAAUUUCUCGCGCCCGCUUAGUCGCUCGAGCACUAGCGUUUCUGCCCCUGCUCCCACUAUAUACUCGGAGCCGGCGUCUAGCGCUGCGCCCGGUACUAUGAGCCGCGGACACAAACCCAAGCCUAUCAUGGUUCCGUCACACUCUGAUCUGGCUAGCUACCUGGGGGAGGAUCCGUCGUCCGCCGUCUCUUCUUACAUCUACGCCAAAUACUCCCUUCCCCGCGGUCGCAACGUGUCGCGCGACUCGGUAGUAUUUUCUGGCCUGCAGACUCCCCACUUUGAAUGGCAGGAGCCAUUGUUCGAAAGCCCAGAGCAGAUAAAAAAUGCGCAGUCGCCGAUGCCCGCGCGGACUCCGUCGCCGCCGCCUUCUCGCCAGGGCUCGAUUGCGUCGCAGCAAACCCAUUCCGUGUACGAACAAGCGCCUUCCGAGCGUCGGCUAUUGACUUCCGACGCGGCCUCCUCAUCCGAUCAUAUUCCGCUGUCUCCCAAGAUCGCACCCUCGGAGCCUGUUGCCCCGGAGCCUGUACCUUCAGAUCCUGCUCCCUCAGACCCCACCCCCUCAGAUCCUGCACCCGCGGAGCAGCCAACCCCGGAAGUGCCCCCUGCAGAGGACAAGAACGAGACCAACUCAUCGGCAGACUCGUCGUCGACUCUUCGGCCGCAGACUGCAAGGCCGGCGUCAUCAUCUGGUCCCGUCUCGGCGGAUGAGCACGUGACGAAGGGAAUCGAAUGCCACGAAAAUGGGUCUUUGAAAGAAUCUACCUACCAUCUGCGGAUCGCCGCGAAACAAAACCACCCCACGGCCAUGCUGCUUUAUGCUUUGGCUUGUCGACAUGGCUGGGGAAUGCGGCCGAAUCAGCGGGAGGGUGUCCAGUGGCUGCGAAAAGCCGUGGACUCGGUCGGCGUGGAACUGGUGGAUGACUCCAACACGUCCAUUCCGGUCCGGGCCAGAGAACUCCAGAAAGCCUACCGAGCACAGUUCGCGCUGAGUAUCUACGAACUUGGCGUUAGUCACCUCAACGGCUGGGGAAUCGAACAGGACAAAUCUUUGGCCCUGCGGUGUUUUGAGAUUGCCGGUCAAUGGGGCGAUGCCGAUGCCCUCGCCGAGGCGGGUUUCUGCUACGCCGAAGGCGUCGGCUGUAAGAAAGAUUUGAAGAAGGCGGCCAAAUUCUACCGACGGGCGGCUGCGAAGGGUAUGAACAUGGUUGGAAACAGCUGGUAG
Messenger RNA from Aspergillus melleus, 2094 nucleotides. RefSeq lists its product as uncharacterized. The transcript has a single exon. Gene Ontology annotation, molecular function: protein binding. NCBI's taxonomy places the organism in Eukaryota, Fungi, Ascomycota, Eurotiomycetes, Eurotiales, Aspergillaceae. The record is from RefSeq and is a predicted model, not a curated record. The coding region runs from base 1 to 2094 and encodes 697 amino acids.